Molecule: messenger RNA, 1089 nt
Organism: Salvelinus sp. IW2-2015
Lineage: Eukaryota; Metazoa; Chordata; Actinopteri; Salmoniformes; Salmonidae
Product: pentraxin-related protein PTX3
Source: RefSeq, a predicted model, not a curated record
CACACUUUCUUCCACACACACAGACUCGAAGCGACAGCAUGUUGGUGAACAGGGUCUGGCAUGUGGUGUGUGUACUCUGCUGUGUGUGUGUGUCGGUGUGUGUGAACACAGAGGAAUAUGAAGUGAACUACACAGACAACUACGAAAACGAGAUUACACAGGACCAACAGGACGGGGACUCCCCUGUGACUACCUGCCAGGCUACAGAGCUCUCUCGCUGGAACAAACUCUUCGUGGCUCUGGAGAACUCCCACCAGAGGGAMAUGAUGCUGAUGGAAGCCCUGGAGCAACGCUGUGGAGCCCCGGGAGUCUGCCAGCAGUGCCUGCCCGCCAUCGAGGCAGUUUGCCGGGGGCAGGCAGAGCAGGCGAGCUCCAGGCUCCAUCGAGGCCUAGUGGAGCUGAAGGAGGAGGUAACAGAACGAGAGGGGAGGAUGAAUUCUUCACUACAGCAGAUCAGACAGGAGGGAGCAGAAAGUUAUGGGAGGAUGAUGGCUGUGUUACAUCAUCUCCUUCAGAACAGCAAAGAGCAGAACCAUAGACUACAUCGAUUGGAGGAGAGUAAGCUGAGAGGGGAGGUAACAGAAGGGGCUGGAUCUAUAGGAGCCGGGCAUAGAGAAGCAGAGCCAAUCAGGACAGGGCAUAAAGAGAAUGGGUUUAGGGGAGGGGCUUAGUGGGAGAGGUGGACCAAUAGGGACGAAGCCUGGCAGUAUAGAGGCGGGUCUCGGACUUGGUUUGGGCAUGAAGCUGUUCUCGUUAAGCACAAAGAAACAGGAAGUGACAUCAUCGCCAUCAUCGGACCCGGGAAAGAUUGAGCGGCRUCUGGUUGCUAUAGCGAUGGAAAAGCAGAAGGUGCCGACCCAGCUGGGCCUAAUAUCCUCUGUAGGGAACGAAGGAUAAAAAAGACGAGGAGAAAUUAAAGGGACUGAAUUAAAACUAAAAUAUAAACUUAUUGAAAUUUUGCACACUAACAUAUCACCUUUUUAUACAUUAGUAAAGCAAAACAAUCGCCUUGAAAUAUGUUUAGUAUUCUUUUUAAUUCUGUAUAAUUAAAGGAAAUGCUCUGUGACUCUAAUUGUCUAAGUGAAAUAA